ACGCGUUCAGCCACUAUCUCCGUCAUUGUCGCCUUUCUCCCCAUUUUCGUCCUUGAUGCACCGCAGUAUCGAUCAAGCAGCGUCCUUUUUGCUACCGUGUAGCAUUCCUGCCCUUCUGUGUGUCCGUGCUGCUCCUGGGCCUAAUUUAUUCGCUGCCGGUUUUGGCUCCACCAGCGCAGCUUUAUGCUAUUUCGCACUGCUAAUUUCUCUUGAAGCGUAGCUGGAGGAAGAGUCGUCAGGAAAAUAACUCCAUGGGAAAUGGACAAUCGCACGAGGAUUCCGAUUCGGGAACCGAGGAUGAGCUUAGCGGGUCGGAAGAGGAGGACGAAGAAGUAGAAAGCGAGGAGGACGACGAGGACGAGGGAAAGGCAGCGAAGGACGGGAAGUCGGUAAAGACCGCCUCUCGCGGAGGCACUAGCGAGGGUCCACGUGGCACGAAGACGGUGUCGGGAAAAGCGGCUGAUGCAACAGAGAGUGGAAACAGCGCGGGGGGAGGAGGAGGAGAAGGAGAAGGAGAAGGCAAGCUUGGAAAUGGAGGGAGCGCGACGGCGAGAGGAAGUCACAGCGGAGAGGGAGGAAGCGCCGGAGCCGGAGGCACGUUGAUGAGCGGCGCUGGUGGGUUGGAGGGAGCAGGUGACGCAGUCGAGCAGACGGAGAGCGGCGGUAACGCAGGGGACUGGGACCUCGCAUGGGACGAUGAGGAGGAGGAGGGGGAGAAGAAGGCGGAAGGGAAGGCGGAGGGGAAGGCGGAGGGGAAGGAAGACGGGAAGGCGGCGAAGGGUGGCGGAAAGGAGAAGGGGGUCAAGGCAGCAGGGGUGGAAAGAGAGGAGAGUGAUGGAAAGGAGGAGGGGGAGGUGGCGGCGAGGGAUGGAGAGAAGAGUUCGGACGAGACAAGCCGGGUGUUGGGAGGUGAAGCGGGGGUGAAUGGAGCAGAGUGGGGCAAAGCUGGUGUGGCUAGCAAUGCGGCUAGCAGUGCAGGAUCUUUAGCUGCUGCAGCAGCAGGCACAGCAGGGCUUGCUGCGUUCAUAACGCCUGCUCCUGCUCCUGCUGCUGCUGCUACUGCUGCUGCUGCGGCCCCCGCUCCUUCUCCUUCUGUUCCGGUUGCCACCACGCCUGCUCCUCCUGCUGUGUGUGACCCACCGUCUGCUGGUGCUGCUGGUUCUGCUGCUGCUGCUGCUGCUGCUUCCAGGGCCAUGGGAGGGGGCGGUGUGGUGCAGGCGUGGCAUGAGUUCGCGGAGAGCAAGGGGCCGUUGAUGGACGCCUCUCGGUCGCUGUCGUCGCACCCCUUCAUGCACGGCCCCGCCAUGCCCCGCGCCGACAUCUGCACCGAGUUCUACAUCAUCCGCCACGGGGAGGCAGCUCACAACGUGUCCACACUGAUAGGGGGCCGGUCGCCGCAGGCGGCGCUCACCCCGCUGGGCGAGCAGCAGGCGGUGCUGCUGGGGCGCUACCUGCGCGACUACGUGGGGCUGCCCUUUCACGCCGUCUUCUCCUCGCCCAUCGAGCGCGCCAAGCGCACCGCCAUACUCGCCUGUCAGGAGAUGGGUGUGUCGGAUGCUGUGAUCCGCUACGCGGACGAGCUGCAGGAGCUGAGUCAGGGGCAGUGGGAGCGGCAGCCGCGCGCACGCAUCUACCAGCGCGGCGUGCUGGAGCAGAUGGUGGCCGCCCAGCCCGACUUCAGGGCGCCUGGAGGGGAGAGCCAAAGACAGGUUGAGUUUCGGAUGGUUGAGUUUGUAAGCAACAUCGUUUUCGUUCGGCAGCACCUGGAAGCUCUCGCAUCCACUCCAUCUGCACCACCCUCCACCGCACAACACCCUUCAGCCUCUAAUCUGCCCACUGCAGCUGACUCCAAGCAGCCUUCUGCUAAGCUCCAGGCUACUGCUGACCCCAGCGAUUCAAAUUCCACUGUUUCUGCUUCCGGAACUAAUGGUGUCAACAGCACUCCAGCAACUGCUAGCAGCAGCAGCAGUAGCAGAGACACCAGCAGCACUGGCAGUGCCAGCACUGCACAGGGAAGUGGAGCAGCAGGAGAUGACCAUGUGUUCCGAGUGGCCGUCUUUUCUCACGGCACAGCAAUACGGUGCCUUGUGCGCGGUGUGCUGGGUUCAGACCCCCACAUGACCCACAAUAUUGGCAUCGACAACACGUCCAUCUCUGUACUCCGUCACACAGCUCGGAAAGGGUGGCAUCUGGUCAAGAUGAAUGACACUACACAUCUCAUUCUCGCCCGUGGUCCAAAACUGAAUGCAUCCAAUAUGCAUUGAUGUAAGUUUUUGAACCCGUAAACUAGGUGUAAGAUGCCUAGUUGUAAGGAAUUAAGAUUCCUUACUGGGGCUCGCUUCAGCGAGUACAUGCGAACCUCUCGGGUCUGCAGGCUCGGCCCUUGGUUCUCGCGCCACACCGGCCCCCGCCGACCUAUUCAGCCCCAACCUCAUCCAGAGUCGCCCCGAACCCAAUUUGACCCCGUCACCCUCAGGGACUUACGAGCCCUUGACUGGUCCAACCCUCGACAUCCAGCCCUGGUGAAUCGCCCUAUAUAUUGCCUAGACCUCAUUUUUAUCAACACUGUCAACUAGAAUGAAUGAUCGAAAAGUGGUACAAGGGGGAUGUAUGUGUUCUGGUUGUACCCUCUAACACCCUACAAUUAUCUAGCCU
Closterium sp. NIES-67 is the source of this 2655-nucleotide messenger RNA. NCBI's taxonomy places the organism in Eukaryota, Viridiplantae, Streptophyta, Zygnematophyceae, Desmidiales, Closteriaceae. The record is from the annotation of a GenBank genome assembly.